AUGGACGUCAUAAACAAGACCCAGGUGGAGGUCUUUGUGUUUUCUGGACUAACUGACAAUGGGAAACUUGCCCCAUUCCUCUUCAUACUCUUCUUACACAUUUAUAUGGUGACCAUACUGGCAAAUGUUGGCAUGAUGGCAAUUAUCCAUAGCAGCACAACCUUCCAUACUCCGAUGUACUUCUUCCUGAGCUGCCUCUCUCUGUUGGACAUUUUCUACUCCUCAGUUUUUACUCCUAGGUUGUUGCAAGACCUCAUUUUUAUUUUUAGUAAGAUCAUCUCAUUCAGUGGCUGUGCCAUACAGUUUUACUUCUGUAGUGCCCUAGCUUGUAGUGAGGGUCUUCUACUCACCACCAUGGCCUACGACCGGUAUGCCGCUAUCUGCCACCCGCUCCACUACAUGUCAAUAAUGACUAAGAAGACGUGUAUAUCUCAUGUUUCCCUUGUCACCUCCAUUGGCUUCCUGCAGUCAGCAGUGCAGACCAGCUGCGUGUUCGGGCUCAGGUUCUGCAGGUCCAACCUCAUAGACCAUUUCUAUUGCCACACAACUUCAUUGCUCAGACUGUCCUGCUCUGACACGUUCUCCUGUGACAUGAUAAGUGUUUACAGUAUAGGUUCUUCUGGCACAGUUUGUUUGGUGAUCAUCCUGGUCUCCUACAUGCUCAUUAUGACUUCCAUUUUAAGGAUUAAAUCUACAGAAGGCCGGCAGAAAGCCUUCAGCACCUGUUCCUCACAUCUCUUGUGUAUCUGCAUCUUCUUUGGGGCAAUUAUGUUUACUUACCUAUGCUCUCCUUCCAGUGACUUUGAGAAACUAGACAAGGUGGCUGCCGUCUUCUAUACAGUGGUGACGCCAAUGCUGAACCCAUUGAUAUACAGCCUGAGGAACCAAGAGGUGAAACGGAUCAUUAUGCGGGCGGUGCAGAGACUUACUGUUGUAGAUAAUUCUUUGUCAACCAGUAGGCUUCGCUCUGGGGCUCUCCCAGUCAUAUUUAGCCAAUAA
Messenger RNA from Pseudophryne corroboree (corroboree frog), 999 nucleotides. Its product is annotated as olfactory receptor 8H3-like. The transcript has a single exon. Lineage: Eukaryota; Metazoa; Chordata; Amphibia; Anura; Myobatrachidae. The record is from RefSeq and is a predicted model, not a curated record. Gene Ontology annotation, molecular function: G protein-coupled receptor activity; olfactory receptor activity; odorant binding. The coding region runs from base 1 to 999 and encodes 332 amino acids. Gene Ontology annotation, cellular component: membrane. Gene Ontology annotation, biological process: G protein-coupled receptor signaling pathway; sensory perception of smell.